AUGUCAAAUAAUUUAUUUAUUCAUGUAAAUAAUCCUUUGUUAAUAAACGAAAGAAAAAUUGAAUUUGGAGAUGGGUUGUCUACAAAUGUAGUAAUUAAAACUGAAUUAUUUGAAAAAAAUGUAUCAGAGGAACGAGAAAAUUUUGAACAGUGCAAUGCAGAAUUCUUAACGAAACAUGAAAUAUUUGAUGAAAGUGAUGUAGAACAGCAGCAAUGCAGUUUAGUGAAACAUAAACAAAGUCACACUGAAGACAAACGUUUUUCAUGCGAUUUUUGUGGUACAGAAUUUUCAAGACUAUGGAGCUUAGUUAAACAUAAACAAAAGCAUAUUAAAUCGUUUUCAUGCGAUAUCUGUGAUAUAAUAUUUACUGAAAAAAGAAGCUUAAUUCAACAUAAGAAAAUUCAUACUGGAAUUCAAGAAUACAAUUCAUCAUUAAUAAAAGAAAAUAUUCAAAUUGAAAAACAGUUAAAAUCUGAAUUCCUCAUUAAACAUGAAAUAUUUGAUGAAAGUGAUACAGAGUAUCAGCUAAGUUACGAAUUUUUAUUCUGUAAUAUUUGUAACAAAAAAUUUAUUCGACCAAGUAGUUUAAAGAAACAUCUACGAAAUCACACUGAAGAUAAAAGUUUUUCGUGUGAUGUUUGUGAUAAAGAAUUCACAACAAAAAAAACUUUAUCUCAACAUAAACGGGUUCAUACCGGAGAAAAAUAUACAUGUGAUAUUUGUUUUAAAACUUAUAUUCAAAAAAAGGAUUUAAGUGUACAUAAACGAGUUCAUACUGGAGAAAAACCUUUUUCGUGUGAUGAAUGUGAUAAAGCAUUUGUUUAUAAAAAGGACUUAUUUAGACAUAAACGAAUGCAUACAGGAAUUAGACCUUAUGCUUGUGAUUUUUGUGAUAAAGCAUUUUUCCAAAAAAACGAUUUAGUUAUUCAUAACCGAACACAUACCGGAGAAAAACCUUAUCCAUGCGAUGCUUGUGAUAAAAUGUUUCCCUCGAGUAGUCAUUUAGCUAAACAUAAACGAAUUCAUACUGGUGAAAAUUCUGUAACAGAAAAACGUUUUGGUUGUAAUAAAUAUUCCAGUUAA
Messenger RNA from Chrysoperla carnea, 1083 nucleotides. Its product is annotated as zinc finger protein 271-like. The coding region runs from base 1 to 1083 and encodes 360 amino acids. Gene Ontology annotation, biological process: regulation of transcription by RNA polymerase II. Gene Ontology annotation, molecular function: RNA polymerase II cis-regulatory region sequence-specific DNA binding; DNA-binding transcription factor activity, RNA polymerase II-specific. NCBI's taxonomy places the organism in Eukaryota, Metazoa, Arthropoda, Insecta, Neuroptera, Chrysopidae. The transcript has 3 exons. The record is from RefSeq and is a predicted model, not a curated record.